GCAACAGAUGUGAAGUAAAUAUAGAUGAAUGCAUAUCUGUACCUUGUCUCAACAAUGGAAGUUGUAUUGAUGACAUCAACUCCUUUAAAUGUCACUGUAAGAGUGGUUUCAUUGGAACAAACUGUGAGACAAAUGCUGAUGAAUGUUUGUCAGAGCCUUGUCUUCAUGGAAGUUGCAUAGACCAUAUAGAUGGGUAUCGAUGCACCUGUGAAGCAGGAUGGACCAGCUUCAGAUGCGAGAUCAAUGUUAAUGAAUGUGAGUCUGCUCCCUGCAUAAAUGGAGGAUCCUGUCAAGACUUGGUCAGUGCAUUUGUUUGUAUUUGCCUGAGUGGAUACACCGGCGCAUUUUGUGAAGUAGAUAUUGAUGUUUGCAGUGAACCUUCACUGAACUCAACCCUCUGCUUCAAUGGAGGCAUAUGUGUUGAUGGGCCGGGAAGAACUUUCUAUUGCAGGUCAGUGGGAAUGUUUAUUUAUAACUGCUUCAGUUAAUAUACAUUGAUCUGUUAAGUUUACUAUGUGGGGAGAUUUUAUUACGUGCUAUGUGCAUUACAGUGGAUUUGUUUCCAUUAUAAAGGUUAUGUCA
This is a messenger RNA of Alligator sinensis (Chinese alligator), 582 nucleotides long. Its product is annotated as protein eyes shut homolog. The annotation marks the transcript as partial. Lineage: Eukaryota; Metazoa; Chordata; Crocodylia; Alligatoridae. The transcript is spliced from 3 exons. Gene Ontology annotation, molecular function: Notch binding; calcium ion binding. Gene Ontology annotation, biological process: Notch signaling pathway. The record is from RefSeq and is a predicted model, not a curated record.